Messenger RNA from Parathielavia appendiculata, 2417 nucleotides. Its product is annotated as Ku DNA-binding complex, Ku70 subunit. The record is from RefSeq and is a predicted model, not a curated record. The transcript is spliced from 3 exons. Lineage: Eukaryota; Fungi; Ascomycota; Sordariomycetes; Sordariales; Chaetomiaceae. Gene Ontology annotation, cellular component: nucleus; Ku70:Ku80 complex. Gene Ontology annotation, molecular function: double-stranded DNA binding; damaged DNA binding; DNA helicase activity. Gene Ontology annotation, biological process: double-strand break repair via nonhomologous end joining; telomere maintenance. The coding region runs from base 175 to 2115 and encodes 646 amino acids.
CCCACUUCCAUCACAUGUUCUGGCGUUUAGGCAGGCGCGUCAGCCUUGAACACCUGUCGCGUCACAACGUCGGGUUCAUCACUGCCUUUGUCUUUUGCACGAAGUUUCAGGAACUGGUCUUGCGUGCAACUUCUCAACAAUAAGUUGAAGACUUGAAUUUUCGAUAUUUUGACAAUGGCGUGGGGAGGUGAUGAGGACAGACGUCCGGAGGACGAGGGUGAGGAAGAGCUGGAUGAAGCUGAUUACAAAACGCAGAAAGACGCCGUCUUGUUUGCAAUCGAUGUCAGCGAAUCGAUGCUCGAGCAGCCUUCCACCACACACAGCAAAAAGGCAGACAAGGACUCGCCCAUUGCAGCAGCGCUGAAAUGCGCCUACCAGUUCAUGCAGCAGCGCAUCAUUGCGCAGCCAAAGGAUAUGAUGGGCAUACUUCUCUUUGGCACAGAGAAGUCAAAGUUCCGCGACGAGACUGGCGGGCGGAGCGGAACUGGAUAUCCCCACUGCUACCUCUUCACCGACCUGGACGUUCCUGCUGCCGAGGAUGUGAAGACCCUGAAGUCGUUGGUUGAGGAAGGAGAAGAUCCGGAUGAGGUGCUUGUGCCGGCGAAAGAGCCCGCCUCUAUGGCCAAUAUGCUCUUCUGCGCUAAUCAAAUCUUCACCACCAAUGCGGCAAACUUUGGCUCCAGGCGUCUGUUCAUCAUCACAGACAAUGACAACCCACACGGCAACGACAAGACGGCGAAGUCAUCGGCGGCAGUUCGCGCCAAGGAUCUUUACGACCUCGGCGUGGUCAUUGAGCUCUUCCCCAUCAGCCAGGGGGGGAAGAAGUUUGAUGUGUCGAAAUUCUACGAUGACAUCAUCUAUCGCGAUCCGGCAGCCGAGGCUGGCUCCCCGGACGAGCUCAAAACGUCAAAAGCAGGCGAUGGCCUCACACUUUUAAACUCCCUGAUAUCUAACAUCAACUCAAAGCAGACGCCGAAACGCGCGUAUUUCUCCAACCUACACUUUGAACUGGCACCUAACCUCACAAUAUCGAUCAAAGGCUACAUGCCUCUUCAUCGGCAACAGCCUGCGCGUACGUGUUACGUUUGGCUUGGAGGAGAGCAACCCCAGCUCGCCCAGUCCGAGACCAUCAAGGUGGACUCGGAAACGAGGACAGUCGACAAGUCCGAGGUGAAGAAGGCGUAUAAGUUCGGCGGCGAGUACAUCCACUUCAAGCCUGAGGAAGCGGCGUCGCUCAAGAACCUUGGGAGCAAAGGGCUUCGCUUGAUUGGGUUCAAGCCGCGUUCCAUGCUGCCAUCGUGGGCCUCGGUAAAGAAGUCCAUCUUCAUAUUUCCCAGCGAGGAGCACUAUGUGGGGUCCACCCGCGUGUUCUCUGCUCUGUGGCAGAAGCUGCUCGCCUCUGACAGGGUCGGCAUCGCGUGGUUCAUUGCCCGCGAGAACGCGAAUCCCAUCAUGGUGGCCAUGAUCCCGUCCAGAACGCCGGACGAAGAAAUGUCGGAGACGCCGUAUCUCCCAGCCGGGCUCUGGCUGUACCCUCUGCCGUUCGCGGACGACUUGAGAGACGUGGAACUAUCGGCACCACCCCGUUCUGCCGACGAACUGACGGACAAAAUGCGUGAGAUUGUGCAGAAUCUCCAGCUGCCAAGAGCCAUGUACAACCCGCUCAAGUACCCCAACCCGUCUCUACAAUGGCACUACAAGGUUUUGCAGGCCAUGGCGCUCGACGAGGACGUCCCCGAGGCCCUGGACGACGCAACGAUUCCCAAGUACAAGCAGAUCGACAAGCGAGUCGGCGGGUACCUUAGCGAGUGGAAGGAGGCGCUCGCCGAAAAGGCCAGAUCCCUCAUGAAGAGCAGGGCCAUGAAGCGGGAGGCAGAGGAUGAUGACGAGGAGGACGGGGGACGGCCGGCGGCGAAGCGUGCUAAGCCCGUCGCGAAGGCCGCAGGCGGUCCGAUGAGCAACGCCCAGCUCAAGACUGCGUUUGAGAAGGACACGCUCAAGAAGAUGACGGUUGCUCAGCUCAAGGACGUGCUGACUAGCAAGGGCGUCAGUGCGGUGGGUAAGAAGGCCGAGUUGAUUGAAAAGGUGGAGCAGUGGAUUGAGGAGAACGUGUAAUGGGGAGGUGCUUUUGGGAUGUGGGUUUCGUUCGGAGGGCCUCGGGGGCAAUGGAGUUCUAGGCGUGUUCUAUCCUGGGCCACUUUAGCAGGACGAAAUGUACCAAUGUACUCUGUACAAUUCCGUCGUGAUGUGUCUGGACAAUGAGGGCAUCAUAGUCGCAAGCUUUGCGCUUGGUCUACCACAUACGACCAUCCCUACUAGAAAACUGGGGAUCGUGUUGGAAAGCCAACAGCCACGAAUUUACCGUACCGAAAUGAUUGGGUACCGAAAUAAUUGGGCACAAGAAGAUGUGUAACCAC